AUGAAUACAGACAGCGGCGGAUACGCGCGCAAAAGCGUGGCCGUGUCGCUCACCCUCUCGCCCAUCAAGAGGGUCCAGAGCACACCCAAUCUGGCCUCAGAGAGCGGCCCUCACUCUUCAGACUUGAAUCCUUGGCGCUGCGGCAGCGCCACCGACGGCCUGAAGAACGGCGACGGCAUCAGCUCGUCGCUGGCCGCCAAAGGCUUUCGCAGCGUCAGGCCCAACCUGCAGGACAGAAAGUCGCAGGGCGCCCCCUCCCUCGACCCGGCGGCACGCGGCCCCCCCUUUGUCCGCUCCCUGGACUCGCUGGCGUCCAAGGGUCCGUCGCCCGGCCCGUACGCGGGCCCCUCGCCGCCCGCCUCGCCGGUCACCGUGUCGGCGCUCAGCCACUGCUCGUGGUCCACGGCGGGCGGGCUGGACGAGCUGCGGAUCUGUAGCCUGGACUCGCCCGGCGCCUCGCCCACGCCGUCGCCCACCCUCAGCCAUGUCUCGGUGUUCGCCGCCGGCGAGGCUCUAACAACGGCCGCUGUCACUAACGGCCAGGUGCUCUCGCACGCCAUGAACGGGGGCACGGGGCACGCCCAGAGGCCCCUGUCGCCGCCGUCAUACCCGCCGCCGCCCACCUCGCUCCGCGCCGGAGGCCUCAGGCAGAGUCGAAGCUCAGAAGGUAGAGAGGCCUUCACCAGGGAGUCCGCCAGCUACGGCGGCUCGGUGCCCAUCGCCCGUUUUUCUGAGGAGGAAAGCAAGGUGUCCAUCAUCAAGGCCCCUCACUACGAAGGCAUCGGACCCGUGGACGAGUCGGGGAUUCCCAUUGCCAUCCGCACUACGGUGGAUCGUCCCAAGGAUUGGUACAAAACCAUGUUCAAGCAGAUCCACAAGGUCCACAAAGCAGACGACGACUAUUCGGACACGUACAGCGCGACGUACGCCAUCGUCAACAACGACGACUACGGCGUGCCCCCCGGCGCCACCUUGGCCCACCCGGCCCCGCGCACCCACACGUACCGGCCGCUGGCCAAGAGCCCGUCGCCCUCUCCGUCGCCGGUGCCUCCCCCGCCUCCGCCCGCGCCCUCUUUGCUCCAGCUGAGAGCCCGAGACAGCGACCGCGACACGCCCGACAUGAACGAAUGGGGUCCACCCGACAGGAAGGUGGACACGCGAAAGUACCGUGCCGAGCCAAGGAGUAUUUUUGAGUACGAGCCAGGAAAGUCCUCCAUUUUAGAGCACGAAAGACCCAGCUAUGAUGACAUAGAUUUAGAGAACGAGCCUUGGUAUAAGUUCUUUUCCGAGCUGGAGUUUGGCCGCCCGCCUCCUAAAAAACGUCUGGAUUAUAAUCCAGACGUGUCGGCUCGCCAGCGUAUCGAGGCCGCUCUGCUGCCAUCUCCUUCCGACAAGCCCCCCGAAAGACCCGCGAGCGCCGCUAGUGACUACAGGAAGAGAAGGAAGUCGGAGCCCGCCCCGUCAUACCCCGAGAGAGCGGCCACGUCGCACAACGUGCCCGACGCCGGCGGCUCCAACUUGAAAAAGCCCAGCGUUCGCUCCUCGCCGUCCUCGCCCUCACGUGCCAAAGGUGGGGCCGCAUGCGUCAUGUAUUCAAACAGCAUGAGUCGUCCGGUCACCAGCGGGCGGCCGCCAUCGCCGCCACCGCCGCCCAAACUCCGAUCCCGAAGCUGCGACGACCUCCCAUGCUCGGACCCCGAGCGCCGGCGCGCCCGCCGCUCAGAGAGCGCCGGCUCGUUGGCCCGCGACGGCUCAGCACCGAGUCUCCGUCGCGGGACGCCGCGCGACUCCCCCGCCUUCCUGGAGCUGUACCGCAAAAUGCACCGCAUCGACAGGGCGCACAUGAUCCCGUCCGAGGUGAUCCGCUCGGUCCGCGCCCGCAUUUCGGACUUGGAGCGGCUGCCCCGACCGUGCCCGCGCCGCCCCUCCCCUUCGGCGCCGCGCCGCAACGUUCCCGACCGCGUAUCCGCCUACGAGAGCCUGGUGGCCAAGUCCAAAUCCAUGCCCGACCUAGGUGACGGCGAGGCGGCGUCGGGUGCCACCACGCCGGGCGGUUCCUCGUCCCGGGCCAGUAGCGGCGCCGCCACCCCUUCUUUUCCCAAACGCCGAUUCUCCGUGGAGUCCCUCCUGGAGGAGGACGACGAUAGAGCCGUAGAGCGCGAAGCCCGCGGCCCGCCCGAGGGUCGGCCCCGCGCCGGGCCGGAGGUACCCCCCGUCCCGCGGGCGCCGCCGCCCGCCGACUACUCUGACAGCGAGCGAGACGCGGCGGCCUCGGACCUGAGCGACUUCAUCCGAGCCGAGGGUUCUUCGUUUUGCAGCGAGAGCGACUUUGACCGAUGCUCGCCGACGUCCUCGGAGAGUCUGUGCGGCGGCCCCGCCCACUGGCGCCGCCGCCGCCACCCCGGUCCCCAAAGCGUGGGGCAGAACCAGGGCUAUCAGCACCGACACCUCAUCAGCUCUUGCAAGGGUCGCUGCCCGGCUUCUUACACCCGCUUUACCACCGUGCUUCGCCACGAGCGAGAGCGGGCCCGGCGGGACCCUCGGCCGGACCCCCGGCGGGACCCCCGGACACCCUCGGAGUCCAUGUCCAACUUGGCCUACCUGGUCAGCCCGGUGCCUUUCCACAAGAAAAAGUCCGCCGUCGGUGGCGGCGAAGGACCAAAAUCCAAGCGGGCCGUCUACGAAGCGCUGGACGCCGCCCUGCGGGACAUCUACGAGCACAUCCGAGCCGAGCGGGGCCGCGGCGGGGGCGCCCCCGAGCGCGGAAUCCUGAGGAGAAUACUCUCCGAGCUGCUUCCCGAAGUGCCCGAGAGGAGCUCUUCCUUGCCCGGGAGGCGGCGCUGCUGCCACCGGUCCCGCGCCGACGCGGACACGUACGAUUGGCUCACCCCGCCGUCGCGUUCGCCGCGCCUCCGCUCGCCAGUUAGUGCCUGUUACCCGCGCCGUUCCGACUGUAACCAUUACAACGAGGAGUGCGGCGACGGCGACAACUGUGGUUUUUAUUCAGACCAGGAAGUACCCAGGAGUUAUUCCACCGCUGACGGCGGACGCCACACUCCGAGAGCCACGCAUGACAGAGAGGUGUCCCACAAACAGAUGAGCCAACUUAUUCUGUCCUCUCUCCUCCAUCAGAAGCAGCCCGCCCGAGCCAUUUACGACUUUAAGGCGCAGACGGCCAAGGAGCUGACGUUCAAGAAAGGCGAUGCGGUCAACAUCAUCAGACAGAUCGACAACAACUGGUACGAAGGCGAGCACCGCGGCCGCGUGGGAAUCUUCCCCAUCGCUUACGUGGAGAAGACGGCAUCGGCGGAAAAGCCGCAGCCCAGCCGCCCGCCUCCGCCCGCCCACGUCAGGGAGAUCGGUCAAGCCGUGGCUCGCUACAACUUCAACGCCGACACCAACGUGGAGUUGUCGCUGCGAAAGGGCGAGCGGGUGACGGUGAUCCGACAGGUGGACCAGAACUGGUACGAGGGGAAGAUCCCGGACACCGGCAAGCGGGGCAUCUUUCCCGUGGCCUACGUGGACUUGAUCAAGCGCUCUGGCCACCGCGCGGACCCCCACGGAUACCGUGGCGACAGGACGCCCGGCUCGGCGCCCGUCACGCCUUCGGAGCAUCUCCCGCCUUGGUCUCCCGGCCCCGCCCCCGUCCUCGCCCCGUCUUCCGUUCUGCGCGCGGUCACCCGGGAGUGGCUGUCGCUCACCGUAGCCGCCCCCUCGCCCCUAGAUCGGCCGGCCCCCUCGAUCCCCGCUUUCCCCUCCGACGUUUUAGCUUCCCGGGAGGAGUCUGCGUCGGAAAAGGCGGCACCGUCGGUCACUCCGCCGCCGUUUCCCGAAGCGAUCCGACGUUCCCCGCCCGAGUCCCGGAGGCCUACGUCCUCUCGUAUCGAGUUAUUCAUUCAGGAAGAUGACGAUGAGGAAGCUAGUGAGGAGGUGGCGGAGAUUUUGACAGGCAGACUCAGUCCACAGGCUGACGUCACUCCCCCCACACGCUCUCCUUCUCCCCCCGGUGUGCCCCCCUCACCCCGGUCCCGCCCCCCGCCCCUCCCCUCCUUAUCUACGAGGCCUCCCGUCUCGCCCUCUCCCCCGGCGUCCCCCCUCCGCUCUCCCGAGCCGCUGAGCCCGACUCGCUCGGCCGGGUCGCCCCCUUCCACGUCCCCCCCGCUCUUCGGUUCCCGCCGCUCCCCCCCGUUGGUGUCCCACCCGGGCCGUAGGUCUCCCAAGGUCAAGGAAGCGAUGGUGGGUGGAAAGCCGCCUCGUAGCCCCGUCUUGUGUCGGAGGCCCGCCAGAGGUCGAAGGCGGUUAGUCCAGGAAGCUCUUCACGGCGGCGGAGACCCCUUCCAGGCCGUGUACAACUACGUGCCACGAAACGAAGACGAGCUGGAGCUGAGGGAGGGCGACGUCAUCGACGUCAUGGAGAAGUGUGACGACGGAUGGUUUGUCGGGACAUCUCGCCGAAGCAAGUUGUUCGGCACCUUCCCGGGAAACUACGUCAAGCAAGUGCCAUGA
Molecule: messenger RNA, 4506 nt
Organism: Nerophis lumbriciformis (worm pipefish)
Lineage: Eukaryota; Metazoa; Chordata; Actinopteri; Syngnathiformes; Syngnathidae
Source: RefSeq, a predicted model, not a curated record